Klebsormidium nitens is the source of this 987-nucleotide messenger RNA. The record is from the annotation of a GenBank genome assembly. Lineage: Eukaryota; Viridiplantae; Streptophyta; Klebsormidiophyceae; Klebsormidiales; Klebsormidiaceae.
AGGACCUAUCCUAGAUACGGUAGCGAGCAGUCUGCGCAAUCCAGGUGGACUGGGUGGGACCCGGUGGUACUGACUUGCUUCAUGUGGGAGGCUGCGCAAUUCUGAUCCGUCGAUGAUGCCCGCUGUUAAACUUCGAGAAACUUAUUUCAAGUUCCAACCCUCGAUCAAAAUAUUGGUACCAAUUCACACUAGCUGCUUGACUGGAGCUCGGGGCUGCUUGAAAAGGCUUGGAAGCUCCUUGAUUUGCCCUCUUUCUUUGCCGCGGCAGGCUGUAGAGCGGCCGCCUUCGAGGAGGGACAAAGUCCUAAGCAGGCGGUCAGAUUCGUAGCCAGUGGCUGGGAAGCCAUGCAGAUCUUCGUGAAGACCCUCACGGGGAAGACUAUCACCCUCGAGGUGGAGUCUUCCGAUACCAUCGACAAUGUGAAGGCCAAGAUUCAGGACAAGGAGGGCAUCCCUCCGGACCAGCAGAGGCUCAUCUUUGCAGGCAAGCAGCUGGAGGAUGGGCGCACUCUGGCGGACUACAACAUCCAGAAGGAGUCGACCCUCCACUUGGUGCUGAGGCUGCGCGGUGGGGCCAAGAAGCGCAAGAAGAAGACUUACACCAAGCCCAAGAAGAUCAAGCACAAGAAGAAGAAGGUCAAACUCGCGGUCCUCCAGUACUACAAGGUGGACGAGUCUGGCAAGGUGCACCGCCUGCGGAAGGAGUGCCCCAACCCAGAGUGCGGGUCUGGCACCUUCAUGGCCAACCACUUUGACCGCCACUACUGCGGCAAGUGCGGGUUGACCUAUGUGUACCAGAAGAAGGGAGAGGAGGCAAGCUAGACUCGCUGGAGAUUACAGCUUUUCCACAUGAAGUCAGCUUGUGUUGAUGUCGUAUUGUAAAGUUGUUUGCUUCAGCUCGACACACAGCCAACCAGCAUGUUCUUGCAUGGCGUUCGUUGUGUUCCCUCAUGGAUAACCUUCCAAUUUGUCUGCUCGUGUUGCUUA